AUUUGGAAAGUGAAAUAAAAUGACAGAAAUUUGCCUGUCGAAUAUUAUUCAUCGUAUUUUUAAACAGAUUUAAUAUUUUGGAAGUGAAUUCUGGAAGAUAUAAAAGGAACGAAAACAUAGUUAUUUCAUUCUGUUCCUGACACAUGAUGGAUCUGCGUGUCUCUGUUGUUCUUCUGUUCGUUUUUCUCACCGGAGGAUACUCUCUGAAGUGUUACACCUGUUCAUCUGCUCAGGAGGGUCCCUGUGAAGCAAAAGUGGAGAUAUGUGGAGAUGGAUUUUCCAAAUGUGAAAGCAAAACAACAGAACAAUCCACUGGUUCCACUAAGGUGUCUAUCACAACGAAACAGUGUGCAAGUACAUGUGAAGCUGGGACCCAGCAGCUCCUGACUGGAGUGACAGUAACUACCCGCUGCUGUGACACUGACCUCUGCAAUGGAGCAGAUGGCGUGUAUAAGGGAAGCUUCCUCCUGCUGAUGUCUCCUCUGCUCUUCUACUUCCUGUUUCAGUGAGUCCUGCUGCUCUUCAGAUUCAACAGCUGCAGCAGAAACUGAAUGUCACACACAUUUCCAUUCUUCAAUAAAUAAAUAAAGCUUGUCAAUCAUGAAAA
This is a messenger RNA of Onychostoma macrolepis, 607 nucleotides long. RefSeq names its product lymphocyte antigen 6C2. The record is from RefSeq and is a predicted model, not a curated record. NCBI's taxonomy places the organism in Eukaryota, Metazoa, Chordata, Actinopteri, Cypriniformes, Cyprinidae. Bases 144 to 509 code for a protein of 121 amino acids. The transcript has 5 exons.